AUGGGUGGUAAGAGAAAACGGCAAGAUACGUCUUCUCCCAUCGCGCUCCCGGCAGCUCCUACUACGAGGAAGGUGUCGGUGAAGACGGUGCCUCGUGAUGGGGAGAUGUUUUAUUUGUUCAAGUCGGAGCCGGAGAGUCGUAUUGAGAAAGGCGUGGACAUGAAGUUCAGCAUUGAUGAUUUGGCCGCUAGUCCGAACGGCACGGCUGAGUGGGAUGGGGUGAGGAACUAUCAGGCGAGGAAUCUGAUGAGAGAAAUGAAAGUUGGCGACAAGGGCUUCUUCUACCACUCCAAUUGCAAACCCCCUGGUAUAGUAGGUAUUGUGGAGGUGGUCCGAGAGUCCUAUCCGGAUGAUACCCAGUUCGAUCCCAAGAACCCGCAUUUUGAUCCGAGAAGUGGCAAGGAGGAACCCAAAUGGGAUAUGGUUGAUAUCAAAUUCAUUCGUAAACUUAGUAGGAAGAUCUCACUUGAUGAACUGAAGGCCUACCGUGACAAGGAGCUUUCUUCGAUGGGUCUGUUCACCACGGCCAGGUUGUCAGUUCAGCGUGUUACUCCCGCGGAGUGGGACUUCAUUCUUUCCCUAGAGGGGGUGUCGGAAGACGAUGAUGAUGCAACUGGCAAUAAGGCAUGA
Messenger RNA from Perkinsus marinus ATCC 50983, 630 nucleotides. RefSeq lists its product as hypothetical. Bases 1 to 630 code for a protein of 209 amino acids. The record is from RefSeq and is a predicted model, not a curated record. Gene Ontology annotation, cellular component: nucleus. The transcript is spliced from 4 exons. Lineage: Eukaryota; Perkinsozoa; Perkinsida; Perkinsidae.